This is a messenger RNA of Antechinus flavipes (yellow-footed antechinus), 588 nucleotides long. Its product is annotated as cation channel sperm-associated auxiliary subunit beta-like. Gene Ontology annotation, cellular component: cilium; CatSper complex. The record is from RefSeq and is a predicted model, not a curated record. The transcript is spliced from 5 exons. The coding region runs from base 1 to 588 and encodes 195 amino acids. Lineage: Eukaryota; Metazoa; Chordata; Mammalia; Dasyuromorphia; Dasyuridae.
AUGACACCUGGUAAUACCAAGCUCAUCAAAAAUCAUUCUUCCAGUGGGGGAGUUAAAGCUUAUCACAAAAUAGGUCGAAGCAAAAUAGUCAUUUUUGAUUUAUACUAUGACCAUGUGGGCACUGAUACUAUAAUUUCAGUGAGUAGGAAAACUGAGGAUUCUAUAGACAUAUAUUCGGCAUUUGAUAAUACAACAGUUGUACAGGUUAAUGAAGAUACCGAAUUUGAUACUGUAUUAGCUCUACAGUACAUCACAGCAUAUGAAAUUGUCUUUUUUGCAUAUAUACCCCUGGAUGCUACUAAGAAAAUGAAAAAGGAUCUAAGAUUUUAUCCCCGUCACAUUGGCAGAAAACUCCAACUAAACUCUUAUGGAAAAGCUGAUAUAAUGAAGAUUAUGUAUCAUGAGGACCUUGUAGGCUUUCCGAGCUCAGCAUCUGCAACUUUAUUAGAACCUUUUGCAGUUGAAUUUCCUUCAGUGAAUUCCAGUUUAAAGGGUGCCAUUACCAUUCAAAGACAUGACAACAACUACUUUAAAAUUAAUCUUAUAUCUGCACCCCAGAAUCAAGCCUCCGGGGUGUGCAUCUGGUAA